UAUAUUUCUGGAUUGAGUUUGUAACAGUUUGUGUAGGAUUUUUUGCAUCGUUGCUUAUGAGUGAGAGUUUUCUCUCAUUUUCCUUUUUCAAAUUGUCUCUGGGAGUUUUAGCAUUGAGGCUACAGCAAAACAUAAACUUUAGUGGAGAUAAUUAAAUAUAAGUUUCUUGUCCCUGUUCACACCUUACGCUACAGGGAUUCGACCUUAGCUUUUGGGUGUGGAUUUGGGGUGUGGGAUUCAGCAGUGCUUCUGGGGAUUUUGUCAUUACUCUUCAGACAGUCUUGGGGUGGGUGUAAUAAAAGGUAACCGAUAGAUAACAAAUCACACAUAUCUCACUAACGUUCGACAAAGAGAAAUAUCCCUGUAUCACGACCAGGUAAAUAAAAGAUUAUUGACAAAUUGUAAGGCAAGAAGAAAUCUUUGGGAUUAGCAAAUUGGUAAAAGAUGUACUUGAAAUUAAACAAUUGCACUUAGAAAAUGGAUUCCAAGUAUAUUCUAAGGUAAGCAAAAUAAUGGUAACAAUGAAUUAAGCUAAGAUUUGUUGAACAUUUGAAUUGAAUACAUUACUUCAAGUGUUCAGACAUUAAAAUUAAUAGGAGUAUGUGACAGGCCAUGGAGAUAUUGUCCGAUAACUAUAACAAAGGUAGGCAGUUGCAAAGGACCUUUUCUCCGCCUUAGGAAAUAAGAAACCGCUCUGCUGGGUGCGACUGGCCACGGGCAGAACUUCUCCACGUUUGCAAGCUGUUUGCAGCAGCACCAUGAGCACCAACCCGUCCCCCGCUGCAUCCGAGCAGCUCUGCUACCAGAACGUGACCGGAUCCUGCGCGCAAGCCCCCUACUCGCCCGGACCCCGGCUCAUUCUCUACACACUGUUCAGCUUGGGGGCUGUGCUGGCCGUUUUUGGAAACCUCCUGGUGGUGAUUUCAAUCCUGCAUUUCAAGCAGCUGCACUCGCCAACCAAUUUUCUCAUCGCCUCUCUGGCCUGUGCUGACUUUCUGGUGGGGGUGACUGUCAUGCCCUUCAGCAUGGUCAGGUCUGUGGAGGGCUGCUGGUACUUUGGGCGGAGUUUCUGUACCUUCCACACGUGCUGUGAUGUGGCAUUUUGUUAUUGUUCUGUCUUCCACUUGUGCUUCAUCUCCAUCGACAGGUACAUCGCUGUUACUGAGCCUCUGGUCUAUCCUACCAAGUUCACGGUGUCCGUGUCGGGGACAUGCAUCGGCAUCUCCUGGAUCCUGCCCCUUGUAUACAGUGGUGCCGUGUUCUUCACAGGUGUUCAUGAUGACGGGCUGGAGGAAUUAACAACCUGGCGUAUUUACGUCUCCACAUGCACCAUGAGCACCAACUCUUCCUCCUCUGCAUCUGAGCAGCUCUGCUACCAGAACGUGACCGGAUCCUGCGUGAAAGCCCCCUACUCGCCCGGACCCCGGCUCAUUCUCUACACACUGUUCAGCUUGGGGGCUGUGCUGGCCGUUUUUGGAAACCUCCUGGUGGUGAUUUCAAUCCUGCAUUUCAAGCAGCUGCACUCGCCAACCAAUUUUCUCAUCGCCUCUCUGGCCUGUGCUGACUUUCUGGUGGGGGUGACUGUCAUGCCCUUCAGCAUGGUCAGGUCUGUGGAGGGCUGCUGGUACUUUGGGCGGAGUUUCUGUACCUUCCACACGUGCUGUGAUGUGGCAUUUUGUUACUCUUCUCUCUUCCACCUGUGUUUCAUCUCCAUUGACAGGUACAUCGCUGUUACUGAGCCUCUGGUCUAUCCUACCAAGUUCACGGUGUCCGUGUCGGGGACAUGCAUCGGCAUCUCCUGGAUCCUGCCCCUUGUAUACAGUGGUGCUGUGUUCUACACAGGUGCCUAUGAUGAUGGGCUGGAGGACUUAUCUCGUGCCGUCAACUGCGUAGGAGGUUGUCAGACUGUUGUAAAUCAAAACUGGGUGUUGAUAGAUUUUCUAUCCUUCUUUAUACCUACCCUCGUUAUGAUAAUUCUCUAUAGCAAUAUUUUUCUUGUGGCUAGACAACAGGCUAAAAAGAUCGAAGAUACUGGGGGCAAAAUAGAAUUGUCAUCAGCUAGUUACAAAUCCAGAGUGGCCAAAAGAGAGCGAAAAGCAGCAAAAACCCUGGGUAUCACUGUGGUAGCAUUUAUGAUUUCAUGGUUACCGUACAGUAUUGACUCAUUAAUUGAUGCUUAUAUGGGCUUCAUAACCCCUGCCUACAUCUAUGAGAUUUGCUGUUGGUGUGCUUAUUAUAAUUCAGCCAUGAACCCUUUGAUUUAUGCUUUAUUUUACCCGUGGUUCAGGAAGGCCUUAAAAAUUAUCAUGAGUGGUUGGGUUUUCGAGGACAGUUCAGCCACCAUGAAUUUGUUCUCUGAACAAAUGUAA
Molecule: messenger RNA, 2369 nt
Organism: Prionailurus viverrinus (fishing cat)
Lineage: Eukaryota; Metazoa; Chordata; Mammalia; Carnivora; Felidae
Product: trace amine-associated receptor 6
Exons: 2
Coding region: 759-2369 (536 amino acids)
Biological process (GO): G protein-coupled receptor signaling pathway
Cellular component (GO): membrane
Molecular function (GO): trace-amine receptor activity
Source: RefSeq, a predicted model, not a curated record